AUGGCCCCUAAAGUGGUGAACGAUGGAGUCACCAUCGCUAGAGCUAUUGAGUUACCUGAUGCUAUGGAGAAUGCUGGUGCAGCGCUUAUCCGUGAGGUUGCGAGUAAGACUAAUGAUUCAGCUGGUGAUGGGACAACCACUGCGUCUAUCCUCGCUCGUGAAAUCAUCAAACACGGUUUGUUAAGCGUCACUUCCGGUGCAAAUCCCGUUUCCCUCAAGAGAGGAAUCGAUAAGACCGUUCAAGGUUUGAUCGAAGAGCUUGAGAAGAAAGCUAGACCUGUCAAAGGCCGUAACGACAUCAAAGCCGUGGCUACAAUCUCUGCUGGAAACGACGAGCUUGUGGGAACAAUGAUUGCUGAUGCAAUUGACAAAGUUGGACCUGAUGGUGUUUUGUCAAUUGAAUCUUCAUCCUCUUUCGAAACUACAGUCGAAGUUGAAGAAGGCAUGGAGAUUGAUAGAGGUUACAUUUCACCUCAGUUCGUUACAAACCCUGAGAAGCUACUAGUUGAGUUUGAGAACGCUCGUGUCUUGAUCACUGAUCAGAAGAUCACUGCCAUCAAAGACAUCAUCCCAAUCUUGGAGAAAACCACUCAGCUUCGAGCUCCGUUGCUAAUCAUCGCAGAGGAUGUAACCGGAGAGGCCUUAGCGACUCUUGUCGUGAACAAACUCCGUGGUGUACUCAAUGUUGUCGCCGUUAAAGCUCCAGGAUUUGGAGAAAGAAGAAAAGCCAUGCUUCAAGAUAUCUCAAUCUUGACAGGAGCUGAGUACCAAGCUCUUGACAUGGGGUUGCUUGUCGAAAACACAACCAUUGAGCAGUUAGGUAUUGCAAGGAAAGUCACAAUCAGCAAAGAUUCGACUACGCUUAUCGCUGAUGCAGCUUCCAAGGACGAGCUUCAAGCUCGUAUCGCUCAGCUGAAGAAGGAGCUAUUCGAGACUGACUCAUUUGGUGUUGGUUUUUUGGUUUCUCGGUCAUAG
Thlaspi arvense is the source of this 975-nucleotide messenger RNA. NCBI's taxonomy places the organism in Eukaryota, Viridiplantae, Streptophyta, Magnoliopsida, Brassicales, Brassicaceae. The record is from the annotation of a GenBank genome assembly.